Messenger RNA from Parascedosporium putredinis, 5536 nucleotides. The record is from the annotation of a GenBank genome assembly. Lineage: Eukaryota; Fungi; Ascomycota; Sordariomycetes; Microascales; Microascaceae.
AGUGGCCGGUUGCUGCCCCAAAAUCUUCUCAGAGAUUCCCCGCCACGCCAUGUCAGCACCAUCGAAUACCCUGCGGUACGAAUACCGAGGCCUGGAUAGCCCCCGAUCUUUUCGGCUCCUCAAGUUGACCAAGGGCGCGAAGUCCGACCCGCUGGAAUGUGAGCUGAGCGUCCACAAGCUUCAAGACCUUCCUUGUGGUGUUCGGUCGACCGUUCCCGAAUUCCAGGCUCUCUCAUAUGUUUGGGGAUCUGACCCGCCAAUCCACGAAAUACGAUGCGAUGAUGGCCAUUUUCGGAUCACGGAAACUCUUCGGCGAGCGCUAUGCCGGCUGCGACGGCAAGACCGCCAUAUUUUUGUGUGGGCGGAUGCUAUUUGUAUCAAUCAGUCGGACCUGAAGGAGAGGAGGCAACAAGUAGCCCUCAUGAGGAUAAUAUUUUCCCGGGCAAAAAUGGUCACGGCAUACCUUGACUUGAACGGGACGCUUUCGGUCGAAAGCCAACGAGCGCUAGCCCGAGAGUUACAGGGAAUGGGGUCCGAGGCACGCCCCGCUCGAAGCUCUCGGACGCCGAAGUUGGCGCUGUUUGCACAGACUCAAAACAAAAUUCCUGCAACGGCAGUGGAAAUGACGGUUGCCGAAGCCCCGCGUUCAUCCCGUCACCUUCGUCGAAAUAUCGCGGCAAACGAUUUCCCACCACAGUUCGCGGCCGUGCUUGCUGCAUUCUUCGAUAACCCCUGGUUUAGCCGCGUAUGGGUUGUCCAGGAGGUUUUCGAGAGCAGGAAAUGCCGCGUUCUUUUCGGCGAGGAGGAGGAGGUCCCGUGGCUGAAAGUCAUUGCUCUCGCCCGCUGGCUAAUACAAAGUCGCGGUAAGGAGUCAAUUGGCGUGCAAGUUCUCCGGCUCACAAAAACGAAUGGGGUCCAAAAUGCUCUCUUUAUGCAUAGCGGAAGCACCAUCUGGGCUCCGGAUCCGAUCCCCGGUCUACUGCAGUCGGUGCGCGAUUUCGGGUGCACAGAUCCUCGGGACAAGGUUUAUGCCGUUCUUCACAUGCCAUUCAAGCAGGCGCUCGUCUACCGCAGGAUGUCGUUUCUCGCCUCGUCUAAAUACUUGCACUUCUUCGUGCAGGGGACUGCCAUGAUGUGUAUCUUAAUCCAAUUGUGCAGGCAAGAUCCGACGGACCUGCUAUUCUGGUCCCUGUUGCUCUCAGUCAGUUAUAUGACGCACCACAUGGUCACCCUCGCGAGAACUGUUGCCCGGGACUUCUUCCAACGGCUCUUGAACUUCAUUUACACGACGUUGUACAGAAUGGUUGCCGUGCGAAUAGUGGAGCGCACGAAAAGCCUUGACAUGCUUUCUUAUGUCAACCACGGAAAAGAAGUUGAUAUCAACUACCCGUCAUGGGUGCCUCGGUGGGAUGUCCCUGCAGACGGGCUACAGCCCCUCAUAUCACUCCACCAGUUCCGAGCCUCUGCGAAUAUCCCUCACGAACUAAAACGCUCCUCGCGUCCCGACCAUCUUGUGGUGGCCGGGCUGCGCUUCUCCACUGUUUCCUGGACGACCCAAGUGUUAGAUGCCACCGCGUCAACUUCUAUUCCCAACCAUGUCGUCCAUAGGCCUCAGCCUCCGCUCACGCCGGGUAGGAGACAUCCUAGAACGAGACAAGUCUCGGCUGCCGGGCAUAUACGUGCCCAUCAAUCCACGGAACUGGCUCUCAUGACAUACGCCCAAAGUAGGCGGCGGUUCGGCACGGAGCGUGGCAUGGAGGGGAUUGGACCGCAAGCUAUGAAGCCCGGCGACGUUGUCUGCGUUCUUUUCGGCGGUCGCGUGCCGUACAUCUUGAGGAAAACUGAUACCGACAACGUGUACAGAGUCGUUGGCGAGUGCUAUCUCAGGGGAAUAAUGUUGGGCAGACCUAUAGAUAUAUUAGUGCCGCCCUUGAUCAGGGCCAUUCAGCAAUUAGUUUUCGUGGGCCUGAUCAGCGGCCGUGGCUUGGCCGCUCCUUUUCAUCAAGUUUUCUCUCCAUUCGCUUUCAUCCUUUUCACGCCCGACCUCACCUACUAUCUAAUCUCCAACUUGUGUACCAUGACGACCUUGAAAUACCCCCACCUCCGCGACGAGGAAUUCAGGCUCCUUUACAUCGAUAGGCGAUCGAAAAGUGUUCGAUAUUCCUUGAAGCCUUUUGCCCGUGGCAGCUCUCCAGAGUAUACAGCUCUGUCAUACGUUUGGGGCAGCUCGAAGCCGUCCGCCCGCCUUGCGUGCGACGCUGGAGAUAUCCCAAUCACUUCCGAGCUUAAAGCUCUUCUCGAUCGAUUUGGAGAGAUCCCAUCCCUCGCAGAAGUCUCGUGGUUUUGGAUUGAUGCUAUCUGUAUUAAUCAAAAUGAACCGGACGAAAAGGCAAAGCAGAUUCCUAUCAUGGGCGAGAUCUACAGUGGUGCAUCGACAGUGACCGUCUGGCUCGGCGAGGCGGAUGAGGCGACGACAAAAGCGAUCAAAACCAUCUGGGACCCCGCCUUCCUAGCACCCUUGUCAUGCACCUAUGCGGUCCCCGGAAGUAUCCCAUCUGAAGACGCCCCGGUAUGGAGGGCAGUCCAAAAUCUUUUUGCCCGCGGUUGGUUCAGUCGCUCAUGGGUCGUACAAGAACUGCUGCUGGCUAGGGAGUGCCGUGUCGUGUUUGGGAACGAAGUAAUUCCUUGGGUCCUGAUUUUGACGUACUGGGCCUAUCUAGAACUGGGAAGACACGACCUUGUCGUCUCGCAAAGGAAUAAGAUCGGACGCACUGUCAUGUCCCCGUUUGGGAUGCUUCUUGCUCCUGGACCGGAGCCUGGGGGUACGAGAUGGGCAAACAUCGUUGGAAGCAACAACCUUCGAUGGUCCUUCAAGCCGCGAUACCACGUCGCCGGCCUCCUCGACUUAAUUCGAGGCCGCGCAUGCCAGGAGGCACAUGACAAAGCGUACAGCCUACUAGGGCUACUCCCCGAAGAGAUACGGUCGAAAGUCCCCGUCACCUACAAAACACCCUACCACGAGGCCCAUCUUUCGCUUGCAAAAGCGCUUCUACAGCCACCCGGGCUUUUGCCACUUGCUCUCGCGCCGUCUGUUUCCAAGUCACAGGACCUCCCAUCCUGGUGUCCCGAUCUCAACUCCACCGGGGCUAUGAUGCCGUACUGGCACCACUUCAACGCAGGACGACUCCCGCCGGGCCUCUCCUCAAUUGCUCCAUUUGAGAUCAUCGGCCCACAGAAUGUGCUCAAGGUGCCUGGUGUUUUCAUAGAUGUUGUUCAAACAGCCAGCCCGCUUCCGGAUAUAGGACAGGUUAUAGCCACGCAUGAUGGUGCUAUGGAAAUGUCCAAGUUCCUACGCAAUUAUUCUAGCGAUCAGAUCGCUUCCAUAUACACACUCGUCGCUGGCGUUGACCGAAACGGUGCGCCAUAUAAGAAAGAUCAGCUACUCACUGAUUUCGAGGAAGCAAAUGAAUAUCUCAAAAUAUUCCUCGCGGACAAUCGAAGCUGGGGCCCGAACACGCCCUUCACGGCUGCACUCCUCCAAGCCUGGCGCGGGGCUACGCUUUCAGUACAGCAACUGAGCGGCUCGGCCUUGGCCCGAAGACUCUUCAAGAAGGAGACCGCAUUGCCAUCCUGCCGCGAGGAUCUGUCGCCGGAGUUAGAAGAAGACAGCGAGAGCGACAGACGCGAUGAUAUGGAGGCUUGGUUGACUGAGAGUGACAUGGACGAUCUAUCCGCCAGCGACGAGCUUGUACUUGCCCAAAUCCCCUCGCAAUUGCCAUUACUUCCUGUCCCCGACGACGCUUCUCAGCCCGACGAUAGGUUGUGUCACGACUGCUCACUACUCAGACUCAAGAGAAGACGCUUCAUCGCUGAACUAUGCUGGACAACGGAUGGCACGAGGGAUAGGGACCAGCCAUGGAUGGCGCGCAGUGAGAUUCGCAUUCUUCGUCUGUACGGACGCACUGGUUCCGGCGGAUACCUUGGCAUCGAACAGAUGAAUCUCUUUCCCUCCAUCGCCUUACUCGCCAACGACAUCCCCAGCAAUGCUCCGCCCCAGGCACAGCGCUUUCUUCCUCGACCCAUUCAGUCUAAUUCCAUAGACUUCAAGGUCGUUCGGCGCUGGUUGAAACUUUGUGAAGUUAACCACUCCAAAGUCUGUGGAAACCCGUCUACCCAUAAAGAGCUGGGGUGGACGGACCCAGCCGGGAAUAUUCCGGACUUUCGGUUUAUCGACCUCGAAGACCGCUGCAUUGUUCGUGCAAAGGACAAGGAUAAGUCUCGCUAUGCUGCACUCAGCUACGUUUGGGGAUUGAAGGAGUUUUUCCGCAUGACGACGAAGAACCUUCCCGUCCUCGAGCAGUUAGGUGCGCUCGACCGUGCUGAGAUCUGGAACCAGAUACCUGCUACAAUCCAGGACGCCAUGGUGGUAGCCAAAGAGAUUGGUGUCCGCUAUCUCUGGGUUGACAGUCUAUGCGUGUACCAGGACCGGUUUGACAUCAAAAAUAUGACUGAUGAGGAAGAAACGAUCUUCAACAAUAAAAUGGAGUCCAUUCGACUGAUGGACUAUGUUUACGGCGCUGCAUAUAUUGUCAUUUGCGCCUCUGGGGGUACGGAUGCUUUUGCGGGCAUAACUGGCGUCCAACCAGGCACGCGUGGCUUUACGCAGCCUAUCGAACAGAUCUCCCUGGCUUUCGACUUGCCUAUCGUCACCAAGCGCAUGACGGGAUUCCAAGAAAGGCACUUCGCUACCCGUCUUCUCAGCUUCCGUAACGGCCAAGUCUCUUUCCGAUGCGCUUCCGAUAUUAGUUUCGAAGAGCACACGUGGGAUGAUGAAUCCAUCAUUUCUUCGAAGCCACCGCCGAGCUUUGCCGGCGAGGGCAAUGAUAUUGGUGACGGAGUGGAAGGGCCGAUACAAAACUACUCUGAGCUGCAGCUCACACAGCAAUCUGAUAUAUACAAUGCCUUUGCCGGCGUCGCCCGUCAGAUGCGGAUGCGACUGAAAUGUGACAUCUGCCAUGGCAUUCCGGUCAAGUAUUUUGACUGGCUCCUCCUUUGGCACCCUCUCAAAAUUGAUCCAACUCGAAGACAACUCGCCCCGAGCUGGUCGUGGUCGGGUUGGCAAGGCGGCGUGUUCCCGCGCAUGUGGGACUGGUACACGCGCGACAUGCGUGCCAUUCGGAAAGCUCUGAGGCGGCGUACUUGGAUUAUAUGGCACCAUAGGCACGCUCAUGACACCUCCGGCUACAGCCUUCUACAUAGAAAUCGACAGACUGGGGGUCAAGUGCCGCGCAACUUCUAUGGGGGCCCCAUUCGCAACCGCUUCCCUUUUGACUGCUCGCAGACUGAGCCAACUCGACGCGUCCUAUCACCGCCACCCGCGGGCGCCCCUGAGCCGCCCUCAUACUACUUUGACAUUAUCAGCACACGGCCGUACUCCGGCUUUCUGCAAUUUUGGACGGUGUCCGCCACCUUUGAAAUCGCCGAGACCAAAACGCCGUGGCCAGGGAAGGGUCUCCGCCUCCAGGCAAGAAACUAG